AUGAACUGCAGGCUGCGUCCCCAGCAGGCUGCAACCUCAGCCAUCCUCAUCGCACUCGUGGUCACCACUACAGCCGUCGCACAAGCAAGCACCGCAUUUAUCACAAUCGAAAGCAUGCCGUCCACAACAGCCGUGCCAGCUGUCGCUGUUUUUGCACUCGCAAUAUUCUGUCUUUCCUUCCUCGAAACACUGAUAGCAGUGACUUUUACUGAAAUCCGGGCACAGGUUACACGGGACCUGGUUUUUGUCUGGUCCGACAUUCUUACAGUUCUCACACCAAAACCCUUGACAUUGUUCGCACGUGAAGCCGUCAUCUUCACGAAUCCAUCCCUCGCACUCUUCGCACCGCUGCACGUCGUUGUUCAGGAUCAGGCGUUCGAGUGCAUGCAAUGCUCCGGCAUAUUGACGAAGGUUUUUUUGACCCUGCGUCGGCCAGGGAACUUCGCGCCCGUCUCGCGUAGCCAACUUAGUCGACUUGUACACCGAGCAAAGCCCCUGCCACAAGUUCAGUUCGGCUGCACUUCUGCACCAAGUGCCAUUCACUCUUUCGGACCUUGCCAGAUCCACGGCGUCAAGGAAAGGCAGCAAAUGCCGGACAUGGCUGAUGCGAUCCAUCUUGCUGUUGCCUAA
Symbiodinium sp. CCMP2592 is the source of this 630-nucleotide messenger RNA. Lineage: Eukaryota; Dinophyceae; Suessiales; Symbiodiniaceae. The record is from the annotation of a GenBank genome assembly.